CUCGCACACGCUUGCGUUGAGGAGGCGAUAGGGGCGGUGAGGGGUGUGUUGCUGGUGGUCACACAUAGAGCGGGUUUAGAGGACAAUAGUAUUUGGAAAGGGCAAAUAGACUCUCUCGUGAUCAGUAACCCCCUUCAUCAAUGAAUAAGCCUAUACCUUACAGUUACAGAGACCUUACGCUGUCCUGUCCCAACCGCUAGGGGCAGCCUUGUGGCUAUCCGAUAUCCUUCAUCUCUUUAAUGCCAUUUGUGCCAUGACUUUUGAUGUAGUCCCUUUGUGGUAAAGUCUCAGACUUCCCUGCGUCCCAUUUUUCCUCCGUGUACACGGGGUCUUAGUGCAGUGCGCGUUACAUGCAGAUAGUCCUGUGAUGCUCUGUGCUGCUCCUCAUUAGUCACCAUGAACGCCAUAAACGACUCCUAUGUCUCUAUUAAAGACAUUAAGACCGGGCAGAAAAACUUAAAUAUCGUCUUUAUUGUCCUGGAGAUCGGCAGAGUUACAAAAACAAAAGAUGGUCAUGAAGUGAGGUCCUGCAAAGUGGCAGAUAAAACGGGCAGCAUCACUGUCUCAGUGUGGGAUGAAAUUGGAAGCCUUAUUCAGCCAGGAGACAUAAUUCGUUUAACAAGAGGGUAUGCGUCGCUGUGGAAAGGCUGCCUAACGCUGUACAGUGGAAGAGGAGGUGAACUUCAGAAAAUAGGAGAGCCAGGUACGGUGCAGGCGGCCGCAAUGCGAGCUUCCACACACUACCCUGACUGGAGGGACCACCCUCUAGGGCUGUGAAAAG
Molecule: messenger RNA, 781 nt
Organism: Pseudophryne corroboree (corroboree frog)
Lineage: Eukaryota; Metazoa; Chordata; Amphibia; Anura; Myobatrachidae
Gene: NABP1
Product: nucleic acid binding protein 1
Exons: 4
Coding region: 397-777 (126 amino acids)
Biological process (GO): mitotic cell cycle checkpoint signaling; double-strand break repair via homologous recombination; response to ionizing radiation
Cellular component (GO): SOSS complex
Molecular function (GO): DNA binding
Source: RefSeq, a predicted model, not a curated record